Messenger RNA from Xenia sp. Carnegie-2017, 2467 nucleotides. RefSeq names its product potassium voltage-gated channel subfamily A member 4-like. The record is from RefSeq and is a predicted model, not a curated record. The transcript is spliced from 3 exons. Gene Ontology annotation, molecular function: delayed rectifier potassium channel activity. Gene Ontology annotation, biological process: potassium ion transmembrane transport; protein homooligomerization. Gene Ontology annotation, cellular component: voltage-gated potassium channel complex; membrane. Lineage: Eukaryota; Metazoa; Cnidaria; Anthozoa; Malacalcyonacea; Xeniidae. Bases 964 to 2172 code for a protein of 402 amino acids.
UUGAGUAAACACAACUAUGACAGUAUGAGGUGUCUCUUUACCUUAUGUGACCACAACUAUGACAGUAUGGAGUGUCUCUUUACCUUAUGUGAACACAACUACCGCAGUAUGGAGUGUCUCUUUACCUUAUGUGAUCACAAUUACCGCAGUAUAGAAUGUUUCUUUACCUUAUGUGAACACAACUACCGCCGUAUGGAGUGUCUCUUUACCUUAUGUGAACACAACUAUGGCAGUAUGGAGUGUCUCUUUACCUUAUGUGAACACAACUACCGCAGUAUGGAUUGUCUCUUUACCUUAUGUGACAGUAUGGUUAAGCUUUUGAAAAUAUAUCUGAAGUUAGAAUUCAAAGAUAAUGCUGAAUUUAUUUACAGAAAUUGAACUCAUAGACGAAGGUGUCAUCAUUCUAUAUGUGUGUCAUUUAUGGCUAACACUCUAUCGACUCCAUUUUAGGUUUUUUUUACUAUUGUCUUCUUUCUCAUGUUUGCUGAAACACGUUUAUUAUAUGAUCACAAUUGUACAUAUAGGACACUCAAUCCAAACGUCUUGUUGCAAGCGACCAUUAGGUGGGUGGACCAUAUCGAAUACUGAAUAAACCCUAAAGAAUUUUCUCUUUUUUCUUAGUAAAAAUAUAUCAUGCAUGAAGAAGUCAAUAUUCUGGAGAAUUUAAAGAUAUCUUCUCGCUUUCAUCAUAGCUUGUGGACAGAUGGCACCUGUCGACGCGAUCAAAAACGGAACAAGGCAGUUGAAGACAACUUAGAGAGGCCAUUCCACUGAUUUAGCUUUGAUCGUGCAUCAAGGAAAGUUCCUCAAAACAAAGAGAAAAGAGUUUCCUGUUUUUGUGAACCUUAAAACCUCAGUGUACGUGGUUCCAUUAACAAUCUACACUUAAAGUGCUCACUGCUGUUUUUUAAAAAACACCUGUCAUUGGAUCUUUGGCGUUAAUUUUGUCCAUAUUCCUCCGUUAUGAAUUACGCUGUGAACUCCGCGACCGCUGUUGCAUUUUCCUGCAGGCGCUCGUCGACCAGCGUGACCAUGAAGAAUCUUAUGAGUCCAGCAUUGCCUUCCACCGAAAGACGUAUUACGAUCAAUGUUGGUGGUGAACGAUUUCAAACAUACGAAAACACUUUAGGCCGUUACCCAGAUUCCUUACUCGGUUCGCCCCAACGCAGGAAACAUUUUUAUGAUGCACGAAAAGACGAAUUGAAAUUUCCAAAACGGAACAAGAAUGUGUUCAACGCCAUAUUGUUUUUCUACCAAGCUAAAAUACUCUCGCGUCCCGAAGAUAUCCCACUGGAUGUUUUUCUAGAGGAAAUCAAUUUUUUUGACAUUGCAAUGUACAGCCAUGAGAACUCUUCCGUCGCUCAUUCCGAAAAUAAGACCGUCACAAUUGAUAAUUCAGUGAGAAAUUGUAUUUGGAACUUUCUCGAAUAUCCCCAGACAAGGUUUGCCAACAUGUUUGCAAAGUUCAACCUCUUUCUUGUAUUUGUUUGGCUGCUCAUCUUAUGCCUGGAAACGAAAGUUGCUUCAAAUUCCGAGGGAUUCAUGGGAUGGAAAAAUGUCACGUGGUUCGUGUUAGAUACUGUAUUUGUGAUAUGGUUCACUCUGGACUACGUCAUUCACAUCAUUUGUGAACCAAAGUUAACCUCGUACAUCGCAUCAUUAAUGGGAUUUAUUGACAUUAUCACAAUAUUGCCUUAUUAUAUCCAAGUUCUUGAACAAGUUUUUGGUGGCAAGUCGCUGGCCCCACAACUUGACAUAAUAAGAUUUUUGCGUGUUUUUAGGCUAUUUAAAGCAAAUCGAUAUAGUACUUCCUUUCGAAUCCUUUUGGGUUCGCUCCUAUCAAGUGCAGCAGACUUUCCUGUAUGGUUCGUUCUUAUGUUUAUGCAUAUCGUAUUUUUUUCCAGUAUCUUAUACUACGUCGAAAGUGACGUGGAUAAUCCUCAAUUUUCAAACAUUCCCGAAGUUAUGUAUUUCACUGUAAUUACAAUGUGCGCCGUGGGCUACGGUGAUGCAGUGCCGAAAAGCGCCCUGGGUAAAUUUAUGACGACAAUAGCUGCAGUGACGGGUAUUGUGAUCGUAUAUUGCAUCCCUGCACCCACACUCAAGACAAAUUUUAAUCGUUUAAACAAAAUGUACGCGACUCAGAAGAACGAAAAUCAGAGCAACACUUAAGAGACGGUUAUUUUGACCAGAAGAUCUUUCUUGAUUUUCCAUGGUUUUAACUUAAACUUUUCCCCAUUUUCUUAAUAUCAAGAUAGUUAUUAUUUUAGACAUUAAUGAAUAAUGGACCACUUGCACAUACAAGUACAAAAUCAGUUUAAUUUGAAAUAGGCUUUAGGAUUGAUGUAGCACUUUAGCAGGACAAAGUUUGUUCGAAUUGGACGAUCGUUCAGUCAAAAGAUGUUAUUGAUGAAGCUAAUGUAUCUUAACAAUUGAUAUUUUAUAGAGGUGUGUUGUUGCAAUGGGA